Cheilinus undulatus (humphead wrasse) is the source of this 2603-nucleotide messenger RNA. Its product is annotated as prolyl endopeptidase-like. Bases 170 to 2299 code for a protein of 709 amino acids. Gene Ontology annotation, biological process: proteolysis. The record is from RefSeq and is a predicted model, not a curated record. NCBI's taxonomy places the organism in Eukaryota, Metazoa, Chordata, Actinopteri, Labriformes, Labridae. Gene Ontology annotation, molecular function: oligopeptidase activity; serine-type endopeptidase activity. The transcript has 15 exons. Gene Ontology annotation, cellular component: cytosol.
GCGAACAGGCGCAGCAGGCGGUUUGUACAAACGUGUCAGAGGAAAAAAUGCUUUCGUUUUCACUCCCCGCCACUCUUUGACUCAGCGGACACGCCAAACAAGAGAAAAGCGGUAAAUAGAUAAGUCUGUAACCCUAGGGCGACCCAGGAAGACUAAAAGAAACUCCGUCAUGGCAUUUAAGUAUCCGGCUGCACGAAGAGAUGAGAGUAAGGUGGAUGACUACCAUGGAAAUAAGAUCUGUGAUGCCUACGCGUGGCUGGAGGACCCGGAUAGUGCAGAAACAAUGGCCUUUGUGGAGGAGCAGAACAAACUGACCAUGCCGUACCUGGAGCAGUGUGCCGUCCGGGCUCAAUUCCACCAGCGUCUCACUGAGCUCUAUGACCAUCCCAAAUACAGCUGCCCUUAUAAAAGAGGGAAUAGGUAUUUCUACUCUCACAACAAAGGUCUCCAGAACCAGGAUGUGCUUUAUGUGCAGGACUCUCUGGAUGGGCCUUCGACUAUAUUCUUUGACCCCAACACGCUCUCUGAAGAUGGCACUGUUGCUCUGAGGAUGGGCCGUCUGUCAGAGGAGUGCGAGUAUUUUGCGUACGGUUUGAGCAGCAGCGGUUCAGACUGGGUGACGAUGCGCUUCAUGAAGGCUGAUGACCUCAGCCCCCUACCUGAUGUCCUGGAGAGGAUUAAAUUCAGCUGCCUGGCCUGGACUCAUGAUGCUAAAGGGAUCUUUUACAACUGUUACCCUCGCCAGGAAGGCAAAAGUGAUGGCACGGAGACAACCACCAACCUUAACCAGAAGCUUUACUACCAUGUCAUUGGCACUGAACAGUCCGAGGACAUCCUGGUUGCAGAGUUUCCUGAACAUCCCAAGUGGAAAAGUGCAGCCACUGUUUCAGAUGACGGUCGUUAUGUUGUUUUGUCCAUCACUGAAGGCUGUGAGCCCGUCAACCGGCUGUGGUACUGUGACCUUCAAUCACUCCCCAACGGAAUAACAGGUCUGCUGCCAUGGGUCAAAAUUGUGGACAACUUUGACGCCCAGUACUCAUACGUGACCAAUGAGGGGACUGUAUUCACGUUCCGCUCGAACCUGGACGCUCCUCGGUACUGUCUCAUCAACAUCGACAUCCAGAAACCAGAGAGGGAACACUGGACUACCCUCAUACCUCAGCACGACAAGGACGUCUUGGGCUUGGUCUCCUGUGUGAACCAGCACAACCUGCUGGUCAACUACCUCCAUGAUGUGAAGGACAUCCUGCAGGUGUAUGAGCUGUCUACAGGCAAGCUGAUCAGGGAUCUGCCGCUGGACGUGGGCACUGUGGUCGGAGUGAGCUGCAAGAAGAAACACUCGGACCUUUUCUACAAGUUCACCUCCUUCACUACACCAGGUAUCAUUUACCACUGUGAUUUGAGCAACCCAAACUCCGAGCCCAGAGUGUUCAGAGAGGUGGAGGUCAAAGGAAUCAAACAAGAGGACUAUCAGACCAACCAGGUGUUUUACCCCAGUAAAGAUGGCACCAAGAUCCCCAUGUUCUUGGUACACUCUAAAGGCCUUGUGAAGGACGGGAGUAAUCCGGUCUUCCUGUAUGGCUAUGGAGGCUUUGAGGCUUCAAUCCAACCAUACUACGAUGCUGCUUACCUGAUGUAUGUGAGACACCUGGGAGGAAUCCUUGCAGUGGCCAACAUCAGAGGGGGCGGGGAGUACGGCCUCACCUGGCACAAAGCUGGCACACUGGGGAACAAGCAGAACGGCUUUGAUGACUUCCAGUGUGCAGCCGAGUAUCUGAUCCAGGAGAAAUACACCACAGCCAGCCGCAUCGCUAUCAAUGGAGGCUCUAAUGGCGGGCUGCUAGUGGCUGCUUGUGUGAACCAGCGUCCGGAACUGUACGGCUGUGCGGUGGCCGAGGUGGGGGUGAUGGAUAUGCUGAAGUUUCACAAAUUCACCAUUGGGCACGCCUGGACAACGGACUACGGCUGCUCUGAUGACCCUGAGCAGUUCAAGUGGCUCAUCAAGUAUUCUCCUCUCCAUAAUCUCCCUCAGCCUCCGUACUCCGGCCCUCCUUACCCAGCUGUGCUGCUCAUGACUGCAGAUCAUGAUGACCGUGUGGUUCCCCUCCACACCCUGAAGUACUGCGCAGCCCUGCAGUAUGGUGUGGGAAGCAGCCCUGUGCAGCGUCAGCCUCUGAUGGUCAGAGUGGACACCAAGAGUGGACACGGAGCAGGGAAACCCACGGCCAAAGCCAUCCUGGAGGAGACGCAUGUCUUCUCUUUCAUCGCUGAGACACUGGGGCUCAGCUGGAAAGACUGAAACAUUGGAGAGGUAAAAAUGGUGAGGGGAGAUUUUUGGGAUGGAUGGUUUUUAUUAAUUUGAUGGUGAUGACUUCGUUUUUUUAAUGUACUUAUGCAACAAAAAAUUAAAGCUAGACAAUGUUUUAAUGAAGCAAGCACAGCACAACUACAACAAUAUAUAAAAAAAACAGAAGAUACCAAUCAUAAUGUCUCUAUCUAACAGUUUCUAACAACAACUUCUACCACUAUACCAAUCAAAAUGCUCUGUAACACAUUUUUAACUUUGGGCUAAAACUAUUCAAUAAAAUCUGUUUGAAUUUUGA